AUGAACUUUCGUGAUGUUGAUCUCUCUUCAGAUAUUAAAAAUCGUAUUAUUUCCUUACACGAGUACAACUAUGGAUACAAAAAAAUUGCCAAGAAACUUGAGAUUAGCAAGAACACCGUUGCUAAGAUUUUGGAACCGGUCGGGUUAGCUCGGGAGGAUGGUAAACGUCCUGAUGGUCUAACGACCUUCCCCUUUGAAAAUGGCAAGUCUCUCAUCUGGGACGCUACUUGUACGGAUACCUUCUCCGCCGGGAACAUCUUGACGUCAGCUUCAGAGCCGGGCUCCGCAGCUAACCUGGCAGAAACGCUGAAGAUCAAAAAAUACGGCGCCUUAUCGCACCGUUAUAUUCUCGCCCCGGUCGCAGCGGAGACGUCGGAUUUUCCCAGAAAUAUUCAACGCUCUCCUCAUACUUUAUCCCAAAAAUUGGAUAAAAUUGUUUUUGAGGCUUUCACCAAGACAAGGGAAGAAUUUAUUCCUGUGUCCGGUCCUCUUUUAAAAAAUAUUGCUUCCAAAGUAGCAAGGAUGUUGAAUUAUUCGGCGUUCAAAGGGUCCAAUGGCUGGUUGGAAAAAUUUAAGAAAAGACAUAUGUUGUCAUUUAAGACAAUUAGUGGAGAGAAAAAUUCUUCCGAUGUUUCUUCGCUUGAUAUGUUUUUUUCCAAGUAUGAUGAAUACGUAAAAGAAUAUGGUCUUCAAAAUAUUUUUAAUUGCGACGAAACUGGGUUAUAUAUUAAAAGGAUACCUUCAAAAUCAUUUGUAAGUUCGGAUGAAGAUUGUUUCGGAAUUAAAAGGAGUAAAGAAAAAUUUACUAUUCUUUUGUCGGUCAGUGCUUGUGGCGAAAAAUUGAAGCCAUUGUUAGUAGGAAAAUAUAAAUCCCCACGUUGUAUGAAAAACUUUAACCCUGAAGAACAUGGAGUUUCAUAUUCAUCAUCUAAAAACAGUUGGAUGACAUCAGAAAUAUUUAUUACAUGGCUCACCAUUACAAAUGAACAAAUGAUUACGCAAAAGAGAAAAAUUGUUUUGUUACUUGAUAACGCAAGCUGUCACAAAUAUAUCCAUCUUUCCAACAUUGAAUUGUUUUUUCUCCCAAAAAAUACAACCUCAUUAAUUCAACCGUUAGACAUGGGUAUUAUUAAAUCUUUCAAGUCCAAUUAUCUUAACGCUUUAUUGGAUUUUACUCUUUAUUUUGAGGACGUUGAGUUACAAAUUGUUAAUUUAAAAAAAUAA
Molecule: messenger RNA, 1224 nt
Organism: Octopus sinensis (East Asian common octopus)
Lineage: Eukaryota; Metazoa; Mollusca; Cephalopoda; Octopoda; Octopodidae
Product: tigger transposable element-derived protein 6-like
Exons: 3
Coding region: 1-1224 (407 amino acids)
Cellular component (GO): nucleus
Molecular function (GO): DNA binding
Source: RefSeq, a predicted model, not a curated record